Molecule: messenger RNA, 1857 nt
Organism: Wyeomyia smithii (pitcher-plant mosquito)
Lineage: Eukaryota; Metazoa; Arthropoda; Insecta; Diptera; Culicidae
Gene: RanBP3
Product: ran-binding protein 3
Exons: 4
Coding region: 142-1452 (436 amino acids)
Biological process (GO): protein export from nucleus
Cellular component (GO): cytoplasm; nuclear pore
Molecular function (GO): GTPase activator activity
Source: RefSeq, a predicted model, not a curated record
AAGGCAAUACCCUUCUGUCUGACAGUUCUGCUGCUCGUUCCAUGAUUUUUCCUUCGCCUCAGCGCCUUUACUCAACCCAGCGCAGAGGGCAUACGAGAGAAGAAAAAAAAGCCAAACUUUCCGCACUACACAAGUCAAGUAAUGGCGAAUGUCGAUCGAGACAACAUGCUAAACGAAGAACAAGAAUCGUCUCAGUCGAAUAGUUCCAACGGAUCCGAGGCCAUCCUACACCACCAUCAACAGCAGUCUCUGUCUGGUGGGGGUUUCCAGUUGAAGUCGAGCAUUCUUCGUCAACCAGCGACUUUCGGUUCUGGACCUGGUGCCGGAGGAGGGCUUGGUGGAUUGUUUGGCAGCUGCUCUUCGUCUACGGGACCGAUCAAUAGUUUUAAUCUAAAACCGAGUGUACUCAAACCGUCACACUUUGGUGGGUUCGGAGGCUUCGGGGGAGAGAAAAAGAAUGCCGAGAAUAGUCAAAACAGUGACAAUACUGUUGCGUUGAAUCCUUUCCUUAAAACACAAAUCAGCGAAGAAGAGCCAGAAGCGAAAACGCAAAACGACGAUAAAGAUAAAGAAGAUACUGCCGAUCCACUGUCAAAGCUAAACCGCGCAACAUUGCCGAAGUCUAAUCUUUUUGCGAACGUGAAAUCUAUCAGCGAAAACACGGGAUUUGUGUUCGGGCAAAAUGUUCACGAAAGAGUUACCGGAGAGAGUGUCCAGACAGACGGUUCGAAUCCUACGGCCGGGCUGUCCUUUUCGAGCACCGUUACCAACAACAGUAACGAUUCGAAUUCAUCCAAUCCGGCCGGGGUGGUCGGAGGUAAUGCUGCGGCCGGCAAUGCCACCUCCGGGAGCAGACUUGAUGGAUCUAAUGACGAAAGCCUGGAGGAAGCCGCCCGCCGAUAUGAGGAAAGUAGAGGUGCCCUGAAGCGAAAGUUUGACGAGGUGGAAACCAUAACCGGAGAGGAAGAUGAACGGAAUGUGGUCGAGAUCAACUGCAAACUGUUUGCAUUCGCCAAAAGCAACUGGGAGGAGAGAGGGCAUGGCACACUGCGGCUGAACGACAAAGACAGCAAAGAGUCGCGAGUCGUCUUUCGACAGUCCGGUAAUCUUCGUGUGCUUAUCAAUACUAAGGUUUGGGGUGGAAUGACUGCCGAUCAGUCCAGCCAGAAGAGCUUGCGCCUAACCGCCAUGGAUACUAAUGGCCAAGUGAAGGUGUUUCUCAUAAUGUCCCGACCGGAUAUAAUCACUAAAUUGCACAAAGAGCUCACCAAGCGCAUUCAGACGGCUAAGGAGCUAGCCACGGAAAUUGAUCACGAGGAUGGCAAGGAAAAUAAUGUGGAAAAUGUUGCCACCGGCAAACCGAAUGACGAUGAGCCGCUGGACACGCCAACGAAGGACGAAACGGGCAAUGAAGAGCCAAGUCCAAAGAAGCGCCUCAGCUCGUCGUCCUAGAUUUUCUCUGAAAUCUUCAACUUCUCUCCCUAUCUUUGUCUUAGCCCUCGCUGGCACUGGUGUAGAAACAAAAUCUCGAAUGGCUAAGCCGGAGAGCCGUUUUUCCAGUCUGUACUCUUGAUUGCAAAAUUUCCCGUUCGGUUUUUGUCUCCGAUAGGUGUUGUUAUUUUAGAUAUUGAAUAGUUCCGUAACGAAAUCCAUUUGGGAGAUGACACCAGAUCAAAAGCAAUUGGAAGAAAUCACACCUCAUUCACCGUAAAAUCAAUCAGCGUCUUCUAAUGAAGAGCAGUUGAAUGUUAAUCCACACAUAAAACAAAAUAUGUACUAUCGCAAAAAUGAUUCAAAUAAAAUGUGCUGCAUUAUGUACUGAAACUCAUUUCACUGAAAAAUACAGUUUCAAAAAUA